Molecule: messenger RNA, 2046 nt
Organism: Pollicipes pollicipes
Lineage: Eukaryota; Metazoa; Arthropoda; Thecostraca; Pollicipedomorpha; Pollicipedidae
Product: death-associated protein kinase 2
Exons: 15
Coding region: 36-1952 (638 amino acids)
Biological process (GO): positive regulation of apoptotic process; intracellular signal transduction; protein phosphorylation
Cellular component (GO): nucleus
Molecular function (GO): ATP binding; protein serine/threonine kinase activity; protein binding
Source: RefSeq, a predicted model, not a curated record
AGGGGGGUGCCGGUGGACGGCGGCCGCCACCAGGCAUGGAGUUCCGGACAGAGCCGUUUGAGGCCUUCUAUGACGUGUUUGAGGACAUUGGCACGGGGCAACACGCGGUGGUGCGCCGCUGCCGCGAGAAGAGCACCGCCGCCGAGUACGCAGCUAAGUUCAUCCGGAAGCGGCGCGUGGCGUCGUCUCGCCGCGGCGUGCCGCUCGCUGACAUCGAGCAAGAGGUGCAGCUGCUGCUGCAGAUGUCACACGACAACGUCAUCAGCGUCCACCAGGUCUUCAACAACGACGUGUUCGUCAUCCUCGUCCUGGAGCUGGUGCGCGGCGGGGAGCUGUUCGAGUUCGUCACGGACAAGGACCACGUCAGCGAGGCAGAGGCCGCCCUGUUCAUCAAGCAGAUCCUUCUGGGACUGGAGCACAUGCACUCCAAAUCGAUCGCACACCUCGACCUGAAGCCGGAGAACGUCAUGCUGCUGAGCAAGAACCGGGCGCAGCUGAAGCUCAUCGACUUCGGUCUCAGCCGGAAAAUCGACCCGAACAAAGAAGAGCGUCAUAUGCUCGGCACGCCUGAGUUCGUGGCGCCGGAGAUCGUGAAUUACGAGCCGCUGGGCCUGGCCUGCGACCUGUGGGCGCUGGGUGUCAUCACGUACAUCCUACUCUCCGGGGCGUCUCCGUUUCUGGGAGACACCCAACAGGAGACGUUCGCCAACAUCGUCGCUUGUGACUACUGCUUCGACGACGAGUACUUCAGCGGCACGUCGGAGUCGGCCAAGGACUUCAUAUCGCGUCUGUUCGUGACAGACCCCAGGCGUCGAGCUACCGUGCGAGAGUGCCUGGACCACCCUUGGAUCCAGCCAGCGAGUGAGGCGGAGCAUACGGAACAGCUGGAGAAGACGGUGAACAUCGACAACCUGAAGACAUACCAGGCGCGCCGCCGCUGGAAGCACUCCAUGCGAGUGGUGACCCUGUGCAACCGUCUGUCGAGGAGCGCCAAACUGCGCAGCCGGAGCCAGAGCCUUGAGCUACUGGACCAGCGGGGGGAGCAGACCCGGGAGUCCGUCAGCGACCUGGCCGUGACCGCGUACCAGGACGAAAACUUCAUUGUGUCUGCUCUGUUCUGCGCUGCCGAGGAGGGUAACAUCGCGGGCAUCAAGCGACUGUUUUCCAUGGCCAAGAUAGACCCGAACCUGGCUAACCGGCAAGGCGAAACAUCAGUUCACGUGGCCGCCGGCCUGGGUCAGCUGGAGGUUCUGCGAGUGCUGCGCACGAAGGGAGCCGACCUAGCCCGAGAGGACGAGCGCGGAGACAGUGCUGCUAUCUGGGCGGCCCGCCACGGCCACCCGGGCGUGUUGGCUUACCUACUUGGAGAGGGCGCCAGCAUCGACAGCAAAAAUAAGGCUGGCGAGACGCCGCUGCUGGUGGCGUGCAAGUACGGCCACUUACCCGCCGUCCGGCUCCUCUGCCAGCACGGGGUCGCCCUGAAUGCCCAGGAUGACCAUGGCGAGACGGCUCUGCACGCGGCCGUGUGGCACGGCUUCCCGGGCAUCGCCUGUCUGCUGAGCCGCGCCGGCGCCAGUCCCAACAUCGCCAACCAGGAGCUGGAGACGCCUCUGCACUGCGCGGCGGCCCGCGGUCAUCUGUCGGUGGUGCGCUGUCUGCUGGACAGUGGCGCCCUCUGCGACACGCCCGACUCUACCGGCGCCACCGCCCUCCACUUGGCGCUCCGGCGGCGCCACCAGCCGCUGGCGCACCUCCUGCUGGAGGCCGGCGCCAGCUGCGACGUCGCCGACCACGUUGGAGAGAGGCCUAUUCACAUCGCGUGCGCCGAGGGUCUGCUGGCGGCGGUGCAGGCGCUCUGCACGUACGGGUGCACGGUGGACGUGGCCAACAAUGAGGGCCUGUAUCCCGUCCACCUGGCGGCCAGAAACGGCCACACCGAGGUGGUGAGGUGAGUCCACGAGUCUGGAAGGUAAUCAGUGUACCCAGAAGGAUGGUGGUGUGAGCUCCUGAUCCUGGACGCUGCUGCGGUAAGGUUCGCACCCAAAA